CGGUCAGUUUCCGGAAUAUCACAGUAACCCCUUCUUAAAAGAAAGAAAAUGGAAUCCUGAGAUCGCACUUAGCUUAACAAUCAAACGAUUUUAGAGUGUAUUUAAACAAUUACUGAGCUAAACGAUACCAUUAAUUGCUAGUGACACCAUUGAAAAGAUCUUGGGUUUUGCUGAGGUUUGAAGAGUGUCCCCAGUCCCCUCCCCUUCUAUAUCAAUGGACGGGUCUGACAGUAUGGAGCAGAGUGGCAGUGAACAACCGGAGUCUCAGCGGCGAAGGCAGCGAGACCGCCUAGAUAGGGAGGAAGCCUUUUACCAGUUUGUCAACAAUCUCAGUGAUGAAGACUACCGUCUCAUGAGGGACAACAAUCUCUUGGGGACCCCAGGAGAGGUAACGGCAGAUGAGUUGUUCAGUAGACUUCAGCAAAUCAAAGAUGGCCCAGAGCAGCAGAAUAUCACUCCUAGUACUGAGAAUGGAGAAGAGCCAGUUGUUUCAGUGCAACCAGAAAACUCGGAAGAACCUCCCAGUGGUGAUAGUCUCCUAGACUGGCUGAACACAGUGAGGCGCACAGGCAACACAACAAGAACUGGACAUCGUGGAAACCAGUCAUGGCGAGCAGUGAGCCAGACAAACCCGAACAGUGGUGAUUUUCGCUUCAGCCUUGAAAUCAGUGUGAACCGUAAUGGGACAGAACAGCAGGCAGCUGCUGAAGGGUCACAGGAGUCUCCAGAUGCCCCAGAAGUUGCUGCAGACCCUGAAGUACAGGCUCCUGUGGAAACAGAGGUGGUGGAAGAACCAGUGGUGGAGGAGUUGGCUGUCAUAGUGGAAACGGAGCCUGAACUAGAAGAAGUUGUUUCUCAGGAGAUUUUAGAAGAAUCUCCUAGAUCUCCUGCUGUAGUGGCAGUAGAACCACCCAUCUCGCCUUCUCCACGCAGAGGACAACGAAGACCCAGAAGUCGUAGUCCAGAACCUCGCAGGACUCGAGCACGUACAGCCAGGAGCCGCUCCCCUCUCAGCUUGGAUCAACUGGAUGGACUUUCCAGUUCCCGCCAGACUCACAAUCCACCAGGUUUGAACUCUGCCACCAGUUCUCCUCCUGUACCUCAAGUAGAGGGCAGUUCAAGGACUCGACAGCAUGUUCUUUCCAGACAAAGUACGUCUGACGCUGAUGUUCAGCCCCCGAGAACAGUUUCGGAACCGGUUCCUGAGGUGCAAAACACUGAAUCUCAAGAAAGCGAAGCUGGUAAUGAAGACGAUGGUGCUGGAGGACGUCGUCCUCCAACUAUUAUGUUUGACCUCCAGGUGCGCCGUGUGCAUCCAGGUGAAUAUUGGCAAAGAGACAGCAUAGCCAGUCGCACCCGUUCACGCUCCCAAAAUUCAAACAACACCUUUCUUUAUGAGAGUGAGCGAGGUGGACUUCGUAGAACAUUUUCGCGCUCUGAGCGUGCGGGUGUGAGGACCUAUGUCAGCACUAUUCGUAUCCCUAUCCGAAGAAUCUCAGAUGCAGGCUUAGGAGAGGCAACCUCAAUUGCUCUCCAGUCUAUGAUUAGACAGAUUAUGACUGGGUUUGGUGAACUUGGCUACCUCAUGGACACGCACUCGGAUUCUACAGAUUCAAACCGUGCAACUAACACACCUGCCGAUCUGGGAGAGGCACUUAACAGCCCAGAUGUAGUUACCAGUGCUGCUGCUCCUGCUGCUGCUCCUGUUGCAGAGGUUGAUGAAUUACCUGCAGCUGCUGCAGAAGGAGCAAGGACAGUUGAGACUGAUUCGGUUGAGGGCCUGGCCACUGGUCAACCUGCCUCUGGGGGCAGGGCUCGACCUCGACCACCCAUCACCCUUGAAGAGCCCAGCUCAUUGCCCUUCCUGCGCCUUGCCCACUUUUUCCUCUUAAAUGAUGAUGAUGAGGACCAGCCCCAGGGGCUCACUAAAGAGCAGAUUGAUAACCUCUCCAUGCGCAACUUUGGGGAGAAUGAUGCAUUAAAAACUUGCAGCGUCUGCAUAACAGAGUAUGCAGAAGGUAACAAGCUACGUAAGCUACCUUGCUCUCACGAGUACCACGUGCAUUGCAUCGAUCGCUGGCUGUCUGAGAACUCUACAUGCCCGAUCUGCCGCAGGGCUGUCUUGGUGUCAGCCAAUCGUGAAAGUGUGGUGUAGCUAUAUACAGACUGCAGAACCCUUUGUCUCUCUUUAAAUAAUCCUGUAUCCCCAGAUGCUUUCGAGAAAAACGUGUCAGCUCAGCUGAAAUGCAUUUCUUUCAUCCCACGAGUGUCACAUUAUAGUUACAGAAGUGAGAAGUUCCACACAAUAAAAUCUGGAUGUGUCCCUUGAUUUCAACAUGUAGCUCUAUUGUCAGAGGUCUCUGUUCAUAUUAACAAGUAAGAGGGAUCAAACAUAGUGGGUGGGAGUAUGUGUUUGAGUAACGCUAUCCUCUACAUGUUUUCAGAAUAUUACUGCAAGUUAACCCCAUUAAAAACACUUUUUUAUUUAAUAGUAUAAAACUAGACAUUUACAUAUCUGUUUUACUUUCUGUUGUGGUCCAUACUAACUGAUUGCAGAACCCUUGUGCAUCAGCUCUGUUUGAUUAUGUUUUUUAUAUAACAGUAGUACUUGUAGACCUCUUACAGCAGAGAUGCACCUUGAAAUCAACCCCACAGCUCCUUUUAUUGCUGUCCAAAGUUAGACAAAAGCAUUGCAUGCUGUUUGUAUAAACCUGUAAACACCAGGCAGUUUUUUGCACUGAGCCAAAUCAUGUACACAACAAAAAUUGUGCCCACCUGCCGGUAGUUCAGGCACUUCAAAUUUGUAUUAGCUCCUUAACGGGGCCUUUCUAUACAUAUAUCACAAUAUGGGUAUUGGUACAAUAUGUUAGUUCAACAUUUCAAAGUAUUGGCUGUAAAUAAGCUUGUAAAGAUAUAAACAAAUAAUACUUUGUAUAAUUGAAUUGGCUUUGAAUUGUAAACAAUCCGGAUAGCGUUGCCCUUAGUUACUUUUAAAAAUAGGCUAUUUCUGUGUACACAUCAGAGUUAUUUAGCAAUUGUUAUGUCUAAAGGUUGAUAGAAACUAAUUGGUUUACCAUUAAAAAUGUGACUUGUACUCCCUUAUUUAUCAUCUGAAAAAAAACAACACGUAAAUAAUAACUUUAUUUGGCAUUUUUCACAUGAAUUGUCACUGUGUGCUUAGUUCUUUAAACAAAAUGAUGCCAUAUGAUUACAAAAAAGAGAGACACGCUCGACUUUGUUACUUUUGGAGUAACACACAAGUAUCAUCAAAACAAUUGAGAUGUAUUUGUAUCAAAUUUGUAAUUUAUGUCGAUCUUGUUUUUAGCUUGAUGGAGAGGCUGGCAUGCAAAUGAUCCCCAUCUCAAAGUGAUCCUAACAGGCAUGACAUUUUAAGAACUGAAAUGUGUUGGUUUUGCUUUUAUUUGCACACCUUUUUUGAAAUCAUUUUAUGCAGGCAUCCAUGAAGGCUACUACAGAAAAGUCCAUAUGAUGAUUACAAAUCUAAAUAGCUUUGCUGGGAUGUGAUGACAUGUAGACAUGCCCUGUCACCAGUUCUCAGUGAAUGCAGAUGAUAAUGAUUUAUUCAACAGUACAUUUAAACUGACAUGACUUCCUUUGUUUGGAGAAAAAAAGUCCUUAGUUUUUCUGUUGGACAGUACGCUUGGCUAACGCAGUGUGCAAUACAUGCAUAAUGAAAAUAGUAGGUGAACAACCAUGGUAUAAAUGUGUGCUAUUCUUGAAGCAAGUGUAAACAACUCAAAAUAGGACUAAUUAUAUUUUAAAACGUGUUGAAGUUUCAUGUUGUUUUAUGAAGACAUUCUGUUGGUUUUGUUUUUUUUUUUAUAGCUCUGUUGCUGAACAGAAACACUGGCAGAAGGAAGAGAAGUGCAGCAUCAUUAUGCCGCCCCGUCAUGUUUCUCGUUUCACUGUUUGAUGUUUAUACCACAAUAAAUGCAAGAAGUUGUCAUUGUUGAAAGCUAUAAAUAUGUAAAAUACAUGUACGUUCCUUCACAGGCCUCGCUUUAGACCUGGUCAUGUUCUGUGACACACCCAGUCAAGUAUGUUUACCUGGGUGUCAGACACAGCUAACUGUUGAAUUAAAACAUAUAAUACUGCAA
Messenger RNA from Cynoglossus semilaevis (tongue sole), 4118 nucleotides. RefSeq names its product ring finger protein, LIM domain interacting (gene rlim). Gene Ontology annotation, molecular function: ubiquitin protein ligase activity. The record is from RefSeq and is a predicted model, not a curated record. The transcript has 4 exons. The coding region runs from base 215 to 2155 and encodes 646 amino acids. Gene Ontology annotation, cellular component: nucleus. NCBI's taxonomy places the organism in Eukaryota, Metazoa, Chordata, Actinopteri, Pleuronectiformes, Cynoglossidae. Gene Ontology annotation, biological process: random inactivation of X chromosome; protein ubiquitination; ubiquitin-dependent protein catabolic process.